This is a messenger RNA of Blumeria graminis f. sp. triticale, 459 nucleotides long. Lineage: Eukaryota; Fungi; Ascomycota; Leotiomycetes; Helotiales; Erysiphaceae. The record is from the annotation of a GenBank genome assembly.
AUGCGAUUUUCCAAGGUGGCCACAAUCCUUCAAGGCGCCAGCUUCUUGGUGGCAACCUCUGCUAGCUUUACGACGGCUCAUGUACCCAUGGAAUCUAAAGUUUUUAAUUGUUUGGGGCGCAAACUUAUGAAAGCCGAUUUCCUACAAGGAAAACAGGUCGCAGUCAGUCUUAUAGCAAAACGCAAGUUGGUGGGGAGAUCAUCAGUUUACAUGGAAGAAGAAUUCUUAAAUGAUGAAAAAAUAGAUACGAUAAUGUAUAGUGAUCGGGAAACGACGAUGGACUAUUUACAUUUGCUUCCUCGCUCAUGCUACACCGAGGAAGUCGACGGUUAUGAUCAUAAUGCCAUUCAUAACCUCUUAAUAGAUAACCUUCAUCGAGUUCCUGACAUCUUGCUUAAAGAGAGCUGGACUACUCGAGAGGGGAGCACGGCGACGGGUAUUGGAGCAAGAGGACCAUAA